GCGCUGGUUUUCGUCCGAGGCGGAGCUGUCCCCCGGUUCUUGAAAAUUUUUACCCCGGGAGGUUCGUGGCUGAUCGUGUUUUUUUUUUAAUGUGUCGUUUCUUGUUCUGGGGGUAAGGGGAGUUUCGUUCGGUUGAAUCCGUUGUUCUGUCUGAUUUGGUGCGGUGAUCAGAUCGUUGGCACGGUAAAAGAGGCGGCGGUCCAAACUCCAAAGGCUAGCUCUUGUCGGGUCUGUUGUGAAUCCGUGUGAUUUUAGGCUACAGUUCCUGAAUCCUCCCUGGAUUGCCCAUUUCCUCAAUCUUGGUUGUCUGUUGAGAAUUUGGUACUUCUGCUUUGUUGGGUCGUUUGGGAUUUUGGAUGUUGAUUUGUAGUGCUUAGAUUUUUCUUCAUAGCCGCCUCUCUGUCCUUCUCAGUUUUGGAAACUUAGCCGAGAGUCCCAGGGAACUUCCCCUUCCUUUCUUGCUCGCCCGCCGGCGACCUUUUUGCUUCGGACUCUUGAACUUUUUUUGACUCCCCUCUCUUCGAUUUCAACUCAUUGAUAGUUGAAGCCGAGCCGUGUGAAGUGCAGUUCUCUUGUCAAGGUGGGAGAAAUUCUUAGCAAAGAAGUCUUCUUCUGAGACAAAUCCAUUUCUUUGCCGGAGUCGCCGUGUAGAAGUUGGUGCGAAAUGAAAUCAAUGGAGAUUUCGUGACGCCGGCUUCCGAGGGUAAACUUGGGUUUACCAAAUGAGGUGGAAAGGUUCUUGAAUUUAUCCAGGAUUUCUGUGUGAGCCAUAUCCAGAGUUUCCUAGUCUGUGUUUUCUUGGUACUUCUUGAGCGAAUCCAUCGUUUCUGUCGAAAUGGGGGACUGCGAACCCGCCCUUGUAAACCAUGAAAUGGAGCAUCAUCUAGUUGCAGCAGCUCAGCACCUCAUGCUGGCACUGAGAGCAAGUACAAACCUGAACAUUGAUGACAUGAGCAGUUUCCUUUCCAAUGUUGAAGCUCAUCUCUCCACGAGGUCCACGCCUAGUGAGAGCAGGGGCAGGUUGGGCAGGGGCGGCUUGUUGAAGGAAAUAGAAGAGCAACUCAGACAGAAUGAGAUAGUGGUCAUGAGUUGGGAGGCUAACCAGUCACUGAUAUGGGACUCUAGCUCGGAGGAAACCUCAGAGUAUCUGAAAGCUGCUGUCGAGAUUCAAAAAUUAGUGGAGACUUUAGGAUGCGUUUCUCCCAUAAGGAAUGCGAAGCAGAAGGAACUUCUUCUUCGUGCUCAAGGCAUCUUGGAGAUAGCAAUGUCGAGGCUCGCGGAAGAGCUGAGGCACAUUCUUGUCCAGUAUAAGGAGUUCUAUGAGCCUGAAUACAUGUCGUUCCGCUCUGUUGUGGAGGAUGUGGUGUAUGAUGAGUCGUUUGUUUCCAUAGAGGAUGAAGCAGCUGAGUUAACAUCUCGUGCAGAGGAUGGUGGCAGUGGCACCGGCAAUGCAUCGGCGGAAUGUCUGGUAAGCCUGAUCCACCCCGAUAUGGUCCCUGCUCUCAAGUCGAUUGCACAGGUGAUGUUUUCAUCAAAAUACGAUCAGGAAUUUUGCCAAGCUUAUGUUAGCAUCCGGAAAGAAGCGCUGCAUGAGUACUUGCUCAUACUCAAAAUGGAGCACUUGACAAUUGAAGAUACUCUGAGAAUGGAUUGGGAUAAGAUGAGCUGUGAGAUAAAGCAAUGGGCUUGGGCUAUGAGGAUCAUUAUACGUGUCUAUCUUGCUAGCGAAAAACGUCUUUGCAACGAGGUUCUAGGAGAGUUUGGUUCCGUUAACUCGAUUACCUUUGUCGAUAUCACAAAGGCUUCGAUGCUGCUUUUCUUGAACUUUGGUGAAGCCAUAACAAUGUCACCACAUCAACCGGAGAAGUUAUUUCGCGUGCUCGACAUGUAUGAGGUCCUCACUGAACUCCUUAACUACAUAGAUGCUUUAUACUCGGAAUAUGCUGGUGCUUCCGUUAGAAUCGAGUUUCAUGAUCUUUUGGCCAGCUUGGGUGAUUAUGCAAGAGCAACAUUUGCUGAAUUUAGGAAUCGUAUCGCUCUAGACAGGUCUCAGAAACCUUUUGGCGGAGGUGGGAUUCAUCCUCUCACAAAGUAUGCCAUGAACUACAUCAAGGUCCUUUCUGCAUAUAGGGGCCCCCUUAAUUUGCUUCUUUGUGAUCAAGAAGUAAAACAUCCGGAGCCUUGUCUUGGAAUAGAUAACGAGGAGGAAUGCUCUUCUGACAGUUCAUGUGCAUUGGCAGCCCAGGCGAGGUCACUGGUGUCUGUUUUAGAGUCGAACCUUGUCGAGAAGUCCAAGCUAUUCAAGGAUGGUUCCCUCCAGCAUAUAUUCUUGAUGAACAACAUCCAUUACAUGGUUCAAAAGAUAAAAGACUCUGACCUCAGGCUUUACUUUGGGGACGAGUGGAUCAGGAAGCAUAUCGGAAAAUACCAGCAGCACGCAACAAGUUAUCUAAGAGCCACAUGGAGUUGUGCUCUUUCUUUGCUCAAGGGUGGUGGGAACCAGGCUUUGGGCUUCUGUAAGCCAACUCUUAGAGAAAGGUGCAAGGCAUUCGGUCUUACUUUCGAGGAAGUCUACAAGUGUCAAACGGGGUGGAUCAUCCGAGAUCCUCAGCUUCGGUUGGAUGUGCAGAUUGCGACUUCACAGAAGGUGAUCCAUGCUUAUCGGACGUUUCUUGGAGUACAUUCUGGUUCUAUCGGUGAGAAGUACAUCAAGUACACUGCUGAUGACAUGGAGAACUACAUUCUGGAUCUUUUUGAAGGAUCCGCAAAGUCAUUGCCCCAUCCAUGGAAGAAGUGAAUUCAUUUUACUAUCAGCUCUUCCAAUUCCUGUCCUUUUGUCUUUGUUUUACCUUAUUGUAAUCGAUGUAGAUGCGUUUUAAUAUUUAACGCGUCCAGGUAUAGAGUGUCUAAGAAAACUUCUCAUUUACAUUGUAUCUCGUGUGAUGAUACCAACUGGGAAUUUAUAUGCAUAAUUUGGUUGGUGUAA
Syzygium oleosum is the source of this 2986-nucleotide messenger RNA. Its product is annotated as exocyst complex component EXO70E2-like. Gene Ontology annotation, cellular component: exocyst. Lineage: Eukaryota; Viridiplantae; Streptophyta; Magnoliopsida; Myrtales; Myrtaceae. Gene Ontology annotation, molecular function: phosphatidylinositol-4,5-bisphosphate binding. The transcript has a single exon. Gene Ontology annotation, biological process: exocytosis. Bases 836 to 2797 code for a protein of 653 amino acids. The record is from RefSeq and is a predicted model, not a curated record.